Molecule: messenger RNA, 4440 nt
Organism: Acomys russatus (golden spiny mouse)
Lineage: Eukaryota; Metazoa; Chordata; Mammalia; Rodentia; Muridae
Gene: Peg10
Product: paternally expressed 10
Cellular component (GO): cytosol
Molecular function (GO): nucleic acid binding; zinc ion binding
Source: RefSeq, a predicted model, not a curated record
CUCUCGGUACACGCUUUUCCAACUUCAGUUGGUGUGUGUCGAAGAAUCCUGACCAACUACGACCUGAGGAGACCAGCCAACGGAGAAGGUCCACCGAGCCUCGCCGAGGUCCACUGCGAGGGCUGCGGUCCGGAGCUUUCUCCGGACCGCGGUCGCCCAGUGGACCCGUCUCCUGGCCAGGUGUGAGACCCCGGUCAUUCCUCCAGUCCUCGCAGAGGAGUCCUCGUGUGGUGAGUAUGCGGAAUAGGCGGGUCUUGAAAACCAAGAAAAGACGCCGACCUCGAGGGGCCCAGAAUCCUGGGCUGCCUCCCCAGAGGAGUGAAGCCACACCUGGGAGGUCCCCUCCCACCACCACCAUGGCUGCUGCGGGUGGUUCCGACUGCCCGCCGCCGCCGCCACCUCCUCCUCCUAACAACAACAACAACAACAACAGGCCCCAGGGCAGCAACAGCAACAGCAGACCUGAUGAGCUGUCGGAUGAACUCUCAGAUGACAACUUCGGGAUUCUGCUGGGCCAGCAGGGUGAGUUGAACAACAACCUGCAGCAUCAGAUGCAGUUGCUCUCACUAGAGAACGACUUCCUCCGGGAACACAUGGAAGAUGAAAUUGAACCAGAACCUGAACAAAUUCAGAUCCCUGCCCCUGAGGACAGUGACGAUGACCUCGAGCUCCAGGGUGCUGCAGCGGCUGCUGCUCCAAUCAUUUUCUUCGAGGAAGACUGCUCUGAUGACUUUCCUGAGAAGUUUGAUGGCAACCCGGACACUCUGAGUACUUUCAUGUCUCAGUGCCAGAUCUUUAUGGAGAGGAGCGCCAGAGACUUCUCAGCUGAUCGUGUUCGUGUAUGCUUCGUGACAAGCAUGCUGACCGGCCGUGCCGCCCGCUGGGCUUCUGACAAGCUGGAACGAUCCAGUUACCUGAUGCAUAACUACCCUGCCUUUAUGAUGGAGAUGAAGCACGUCUUUGAAGACCCUCAGAGGCGUGAAGCUGCCAAACGCAAGAUCAGACGUCUGCGCCAGGGCCUGGGAUCUGUCGUGGACUAUUCCAAUGCAUUCCAGAUGAUUGCCCAGGACCUGGAUUGGAACGAGCCUGCUCUCAUUGAUCAGUACCAUGAAGGCCUCAGCGACCACAUGCAGGAGGCGCUGUCUCACGAAGAGCUCCCCAAGACUCUGUCUGCUCUGAUCAACCAGUGCAUUCUCAUCGAGAGAAGGAUGACUCGUGCUGCUACUGCUGCUGCCGCUGCUACAAACAAGCCUUCCCCACCGAGGGCCCUGGUGAUGCCUCAGAACCACCAGGCUGAUCCUACUGAGCCCGUGGGAGGUGCCCGCAUGCGCCUGACCCAGGAAGAAAAAGAAAGACGCCGCAAACUGAACUUAUGUCUAUACUGCGGCAACGGAGGCCAUUACGCCGACAACUGUCCAGCGAAGGCCUCCAAAAAUUCGCCGCCGGAACUCCCCGGCCCCGCUGUAGAGGGACCUUCAGCGACAGGGCCGGAAAGAAUAAGGUCCCCACCCCCCGAGGCAACGACUCAGCACCUUCAAGUGAUGCUCCAGAUCCAUAUCCCGGGCCGACACACCCUGUUCGUCCGAGCUAUGAUUGACUCUGGUGCAUCUGGCAACUUCAUUGAUCAAGACUAUGUCAUUCAAAACAGAAUUCCUCUAAGGGUGAAAGACUGGCCAAUCAUGGUGGAAGCUAUAGAUGGGCAUCCUAUUGCCUCGGGCCCAAUCAUUCUAGAGACUCACCACCUGAUUGUUGACCUAGGAGAUCACCGGGAAUUACUGUCUUUUGAUGUGACUCAGUCUCCCUUCUUUCCUAUUGUCCUAGGAGUUCGAUGGCUAAGCACCCAUGAUCCCCACAUCACCUGGAGCACUCGCUCUAUUGUCUUCAACUCUGAUUACUGCCGCUUUCGCUGUCGAGUGUUUUCCCAGAUACCUCCUGCUCUACUAUUACCAAUGCCUCAGCAGCUGCCUCCACAGAUGCAUCCACAGAUGCAUCCACAGCUGCUGGCGCAGCUGCAUCCGCAUUUGCAUCCACAGAUGCCUCCACAUAUGCAUCCGCAUCUGCAUCCACACAUGCAUCCGCACAUGCAUCCGCAUCUGCAUCCACACCUGCCUCCGCAUAUGUAUCCGCCGAUGCACCCACAGAUGCAUCCAUAUAUGUAUCUACAGAUGGAUCCACAGAUGCGUAGACAGAUGCAUGAACAGCUGCACGAGCAUCUGCAUCACCUACAUGACCAUCUUCAACAGCUACAUGAGCAGCUGGAUGAGCAAAUGCUGGUGCAUCGGGAUCCACAUGACCCUCAGGAUCCAUUUGACCAUCAGGAUCCACAUGACCCUCCAGGUCCAGAUGACCCUCCAGGUCCAGAUGACUAUCCAGGUCCGCCUCCAUAUCCGUACCCACAUGGCCCUCCAGAUCCACAUCCGCCUCCAGAUCAGCAUCAGCAUCCGCAUCCAGAUCCACAUAUGCAUCCGCAUAUGCACCCACAUAUGCAUCCCCAUAUGCAUCCGCAUAUGGCUCCUCAUAUGCAUAUGCACCCCCAUAUGCAUCCACAUAUGCACCCACAUCUGGAUCCACGUCUGCAGCAUCAUCUGUAUCAGCACCUGUAUCAGCAGAUGGAUCCGCAUCUGCAGCAGCAGCUGUAUCAGCAACUGGAUCCACAUGCGCAGCAGCUGCUGCAACAGUAUCUGCAGCAGCAUCCACAGCAGCAUCCACAGCAGCAUCUACAUCCACAAUUCUUCUACCAGAUGGAUGGCUACAGAGUUUUCUACCCUGUGAGGUAUUGCUAUAUUCAGAAUGUGUAUACGCCUGUGGAUGAGCAUGUUUACCCGGGUAACCGGCUGGUUGACCCUCACAUAGAGACAAUUCCUGGAGCGCACAGCCUUCCCAGUGGACAUUUGUACUCACUGCCUGAAUCUGAAAUGGAUGCCCUGCGAAAUUUCGUGGACAGAAGUGUGAAAGAUGGACUCAUGACUCCUACUGUUGCCUCCAAUGGGGCCCAAGUUAUGCAAGUGAAAAGAGGGUGGAAGCUCCAGGUCACCUACAAUUCUCGUGCUCCACAGAGCCGUCCCAUCCAAAAUCAGUACCUUCGCCUGUCUCUUCCAAACAUGGGAGACCAAGCUCACCUGGCAAGCUAUGCGGAAUUGGUUCCUCAAGUUCCUGGAUACCACCCAGUCCCUAUCUACGCCACCUUCGGAGGUCAUCAAGUGAUGUUUGCAUGGUACCCAGUGGGACAAGAUGGACAAGGAAGAACGAUCUUCAUACCUGUUGUGGUCACGUGGUGUCCAAAUUUGUACCGCCAGCCUCCGGGACCCCAGUACCCUCCUCCGCAGCCACCACCUCCACCACCGCCACCGCCACCGCCACCACCGCCACCUCCACCACCUCCAUCCUACAGUAGUACCUUGUAAAUACCUGUUGUGUCCUUCAGAGACUCUGCCCUCAACUUAAUCCUGUGCAGCUUCUCAAUCAAUGACUGUGUGCUACUGGAACUUCAGGCCACCUAAGGCACAAAGGCACACAGGGCUGAAGUCUGUUUUCCAUCUUGACUGCCAAUUAGUAAGUGGACAAGGCCUGGGUUUUCCUGUUAAAACCUCUCACCAUCUCAAUCACAGGCUGCCAAGUGUCUACAGAGAAGCUGAUGGAACACAGGUCAUCCUGAUUCCUUAUAGAGGGAGAGAAGAGGAAGAGGAGGACACGACCUGCCUGUACUCUCUUUACAUCACUGGAGGACGGGCGCCUUAUGAAGGAAGCCACACUCUUUGGUGCAGUAUGGAAAGGCUUCCGUGAUCCUCUUGCUGCACCCUAUGAAACUUCACCAUCUUCAAACUCCAUUUUCAUGGUUCCGUUAAUUUUCAAGGAGCAGCAACUGGACUGGUUCUCUGCAACACGAAACACCUCAGCUUGAAAAGGAAGUGCUCUCUCUCUCAGAUAGACUUGUGAGUGUGCCUUCGAAUUCUGGUGCAAAUCACACGUACCCAAGGACUCCGGCUUUGACACAUCUUAACCAUCAUCAUGCCCUGCCAGUAAUGGUUUGUUUCCUUAAAAGUGUUUAACCUGGGGACCAGAGGCUUCUGGUGGCUCCAGGUAUGUUAGGGGUGUUUUUUAGAACGUUGUAACCACCUCUCAAUCAUGUAAGAGGGCUAAAGAGUAGCACAUCAAAAGGACUUCUAAAUCUGGUACCCAAACUCUUACAAGAGGCUUGAGUUAGUCACCAACUUGUUAGGAUCUUCAGCAAGAACUUGAGCGUUGCUUAAUUGGCUGGAGAAACACCAGCAGAGUUUUGCAAUCACCUACCCAUGUGUCUGCCUUCAUAUGCAUCUGGGCAUCCCUUUACCCAUCCUCUCAGUGACCUGGACUAUGAGGAUGUUUAUAGAGGGGAAAUGAUUUUGCACCCAGAUCCACACUCCUGUCAUGGAAGAUAUAUUUGAAGAAGAGGACUUAAGA